Molecule: messenger RNA, 801 nt
Organism: Siniperca chuatsi (mandarin fish)
Lineage: Eukaryota; Metazoa; Chordata; Actinopteri; Centrarchiformes; Sinipercidae
Product: type-4 ice-structuring protein LS-12-like
Exons: 4
Coding region: 173-634 (153 amino acids)
Biological process (GO): lipid transport; lipoprotein metabolic process
Cellular component (GO): extracellular region
Molecular function (GO): lipid binding
Source: RefSeq, a predicted model, not a curated record
AAAGAUUGUGCUCCUCUUGUCAGGUCAUUUCUUUAUGUUGGAAGUGAUUAAAUUCUGAUUAGCCAUAAAUUACUCAUCCUCUGGAGCUAUAAAAGCUUCUGGCUUUCUGUCAGAGGGCACAGUUAAGUCCAAGAACCCCAGGAGUUAAGGUUGGUCUUGUUCAUCUGCAGCCAUGAAAUUCUCCCUUGUUGUCACUCUUGUCGUGCUGGCUGUUGCCCAUGGCACUGAGGCCGGGUCACUGGUGAAGCGUGAUGUCCAGUCUGAGGUGGACAGGAUCACCAAGAUUAUCAAUGACAUGUCCGCCAGCAUCACCACCGCAACCCAGGACAUGGUGGAGAAGGUGAAGGCUCUUGAGGUGACCAACACUGCCCAGACUUACAUGGAGGACAGCAGGGCCCAGAUCCAGCCUCUGGUUGAGAAGGUCCAGGCCGAGGCCGCCAAGCUGCAGGAGCAGGUCAAGCCCUUCAUCGCCAACAUUGAGGAACACAUCAAGCCCUUGACCGACAACUUCAACACUCAGGUCAAGCCUCUGACCGACAACUUCCACGCCCAGGUCAAGCCUCUGACCGACAUGAUGGAGAAGCUCUUCCAGCAGGUGAUGGACCAGACCAAGGCCCUGCUGCCCCCCCAGUAAAGCUUGCUGUUGGUUCGUUCCAGCUGCAGUAACACCCAAGCCGAGCUAGAGCUCACUUUUGGUUCUGCCCAAAAUGCUUCACUGGUAUUUGUCUGUCAUACUUGUCUCUCUCGAAUUCAUCUGAGAUGUGAUGCUUGAAUGUCAUCAAUAAAGGGGUUUGAAAGUAA